Messenger RNA from Stomoxys calcitrans (stable fly), 5775 nucleotides. Its product is annotated as thioester-containing protein 1 allele R1. Gene Ontology annotation, molecular function: endopeptidase inhibitor activity. Lineage: Eukaryota; Metazoa; Arthropoda; Insecta; Diptera; Muscidae. The transcript is spliced from 12 exons. The record is from RefSeq and is a predicted model, not a curated record. The coding region runs from base 32 to 5683 and encodes 1883 amino acids. Gene Ontology annotation, cellular component: extracellular region.
UUACACGCAUUUGCAGCUGCACAAAAUCGAAAUGUCAUUUCUUAAAUACAGUUAUGCGUGGCUUGUUUUUACAAAUUACCUGGUAUUGAGCUACAGUGAGAGCUAUUACAGCAUAAUUGCACCAGGAGUUAUAAAAUCGUAUCGCAAAUACACUGUUGCAGUGGCCUUGCAUGAGGCCAAUCAACCAGCCACCAUUAAAAUCAGUAUUGAAGGUCUCUCGGCUGUCGAAGAAGUUACUGUACAGCCUUACGAAACAAAAAAUGUUCACUUCAACAUAUCCAAACUGGAGCGAGCCAAUUACUAUUUAAUUGCGGAGGGAAUAAGUGGCAUUAGUUUCUACAAUAGUAGUGUGCUUAAUUGUGAACCUGAUGCUGGCCCACAUAUCUAUAUACAAACCGAUAGGGCCAUAUAUAAGCCUGGGGAAGUGAUUAACUUCCGUGUGGUUAUAAUCGAUGAAAAUACAAAACCUUUCAAAACAUCGGAACCCAUAGAGGUUGAGAUAUUGGACAGCAACGGAAAUCGCAUAAAUCUCUUCUCAAAUAUAGUUCUAGCUAACGGCAUUUUCGAAGGAAAAUGUCAUAUUUCCAAAUAUCCGCCAUUGGGUGAAUGGAGUAUAAAAGUCACCAUUAAGGGUCACAGCAGUAAAGCUCUCAAAACCAUUUCCAUACAAAUGUAUGAGCUACCAAAAUUUGCCGUCUACAUUGAGGGCGAGAGAGAGGUCACAAUUGCAGAUGGCAUCGUCAAGGCUAAGGUCUACGGCAAGUAUCCAUUCGACCGGUAUGUUGAGGGUAACCUUACGGUGCAACUCAAAAGUAUACGUUCUCCGGAUGCCCUAAUGGAAAUGAAGUUCAAUACUACCAACAUAGUAGAGGUGGAAUUCAAAAUAGAUAAACUUUCUGAACGGAUUAACACUGUGUUUAUUACUGCGGAGUUGCAGGAGAAAAAUACAGGAGUUAUACAUAAGGGAUUACACGAAGUUACGCUUCAUAGAGAACGUUAUCGAAUUUCUGUUGACUCCGAUAGCAUAGAGUUUCAAAAUGGCAGACCGUAUCGCUUGAAAGCUAAAGUAUCGCACUGGAAUGGUUCUUUGGUGCAAGAUCGGACCACUCCUGUACGAAUGCAUUAUCAUUCAGAGAUAUACAAAGCAUUUUUAGAUGACAAGGGAGAAGCUUUGUUCCAGUUUGAGCAUCAUGGCUUUGUCUAUCAUGAAUUUUAUUUCAACAAUUCCAAAUUAGUUUUCUAUCCCAUUGACAGUUUUAACAAUGUGUUUGAAGGAAACAAGGACUCGAUUCUUAGGCUCAAACUUCAAACCAACAGUAUGAAAGUGGGUGUUCCAUUUGAUAUUGCCGUCAGGUCUACAGCCGAUAUUCCUUACUUGUUCUAUGCCAUUGUUAGUCAUGGAAACAUUAUUAAAAUGGAAUACGUUGGAGUAUCACCCAAGCAAACGUCCUAUGUUCUACGAAUAAAGCCAACUAUAGAAAUGAUACCAAGAGCCAUGUUGUAUAUAUUCUACAUCAAAGAUGGCAUCUUCCACUAUCAGGAAACAAUCUUGAGAUUCGAUAAGGAAUUUGAAAACAAGGUAUCUCUUGACGCACCAAAAAUCUGUCAACCUGGAGAAAGCGUUGAACUAUCGAUGAAGGCUCAACCUAACGCUCGUGUUUGUAUUUUGGCUGUAGAUAAGCGUAUUUUGCAUUUGAACUCAAACUAUGAUCUGAGUAUUAAUAACAUUUGGAAUAAUUUAGCAAGUGAUAGAACCUAUUUACCAAUUCCUGCCACUCAGUACCCAGGGAUGGUAUCAGGAGUAGUUACUUUAACUAACGCAAACUACUAUUUUCUUUCAGUAAAAAGUCACACAGAUAAAAAGGAAUGCCUUGGGAUCGAAGAUGAUUGGGUUAGAAAUUUUAACCCCAGAGAUUCGAUUCCGGAAAAAGACUUUCGUAGAAAAUUUCCAAAAACCUGGAUAUUUCAAUGUUAUGAAAUAGAAAAAGAAAAUACACUGCUAACCUUUGACAUACCGGAUACAAUUACGACAUGGCAUAUAACUGCCUUUUCGAUGCAUGAGAAUACUGGUUUCGGCACUCUAAGAAGACCGGUCAAUAUUUUGUCGUCAAAGCCAUUCUUUAUACUUCUAGAUCUGCCGCAUUCGGCAAAAAUGGGUGAACUGAUUUCAAUACCAAUAACUGUAGUUAAUAAUCACAAUCAAAGUGUUGAAGCUAGCAUAGUAAUGACCCAAGGCGAGGAAUAUUUUGUUGCAGGUCCCGAACAAAAUAAUCAGACAUUUCAAAAAACCAUUCUGGUACCAGCAAAUGGAGUCGACAUGGUAGAAUUCAUUUUAGUUGCAGAAAAAUUCGGAGACAUAACCAUUCGUGUUGUCGCUCGAAAUGCACUCUCAAGCGAUGCUCUAGUUACCAAGCUCUAUGUGGAACCGGAGGGAAUACAGCAACAAGGCAAUGAAGCCCUUUAUAUAAGUAGUGCUAAGAACGAUUCAAAGCAAGCAUCCCUUGUCUUUCCUAUAACGGGGAAUAUAAUAUCAAAUUCGGAAUAUAUAGCACUAUCUGUGGGUGGAGACACUCUGGUUCCCACAUUGGAGCAUCUGCAGAAUUUAGUUCGGUUGCCAACCGGCAGCGGUGAACAAAACAUGGUCAACUUUGCACCAAGCAUUUUAAUUUUGGAUUAUCUCACAGCAUCCCAGUUGGACGCCAAAACUAAAGAACUCAUGGAGAGGACCAAACGUUUUUUGGAGAUCGGUUAUCAACAGCAACUAUCGUACCGACACAAAUCUGGUGGCUUCAGUAUGUUCGGUGAAGGAAAGGAGACAGAACCUAGUACUUGGCUUACAGCAUAUACUAUACGAUUUUUCAUCAAGGCCAAGAAAUAUUUUCCGAUCCGCAAUGAUCUCAUUGAUAGUGGUAUGGAGUUUCUGGCAAAUAAACAACUGCCACGGGGAGAUUUCCCCUUUACGGGUCAACUUUCACAACCAGCUGGGCAAAGUAUUUACGGCUUUACAUCGUUUGUGCUGUUGGCAUUUUUCGAGGACCAGAGCUAUGUUGUUAAAUAUCGCAACACAAUACAGAAGGCAUUAGAUUUUCUUGCAGCUAACAUAAGCAAAGUGAAAAAAAUCUAUGAUUUAUCCAUUGUAGCUCAUUUACUACAAAAGGCUGAACAUCCAUCGUUUCAAGAAAUUUGGCAAAAAAUACAAGCACAACAACAACAAAAGCACUAUCGUAAAUGGUGGUCUGGAAAAGUAGCCAGCUGGCAAAAAGAUGUUGAGAUAACAUCGUAUGUUCUUAUGACACAACUAGCCACAAAUCGAACUAGUCUCUCAGAUGAUCAGCCCAUACUAAAAUGGUUAAUCUCACGCCGUAACGAAAUGGGAGGAUUUGCCUCGACACACGAUACUGUAUUGGGAUUGCAGGCUCUGGUGAAGUUUUCGGAAAAGUAUAGCAACAUGCAUGAUGUAAAUAUGAAAAUUCUCUACACCGCUAAGAGUUCUGAAAGUCAAAUUUUAGAUAAAAAUACAUUGUCAGUGGACCCCACGAUGGCGCUAGUUUUGCAGACACAAGAUCUGCCCAGGACUAGUCGAAUAUUGGAUGUACAAGCUAAUGGAUCUGGUCAAGUAUUGCUGCAGCUCUCCUAUCGUUACUACAAAUUGGACGAGGGGCUACAUCUCUCCUCACAUUUUCAAAUUCAAUCCAAAGUCGUAAUGGACAACAUUGAUGUAAUGAAUCUGGAAGUAUGUUUUACCAAUAAACCGCCUGAAGCCAGGGACGAUGAUGAUGAAACUAAAACUAUAAUAAUGGAGGUUAACUUUCCAACUGGGUUUAUUGUUAACGCUGAUAAUAAAAACAAUCUCACAAAACACAAACUCAUUCAAAGGAUUGAAUCGAAAAGCUACGAAACAGCACUGAUCAUUUACUUUCGAAAACCAGAGAGCGAAAUUAGGGAAUGCUUCCAUUUCAUAGCCCAUCGCAUACACAAUGUGAAGCUUCAAAAGAGAGCGGCAAUUAUUGUCUACGACAUUUACAAUCUUACCAGACAUGAUAUUGUUUUUUACAAUUUACCAUCUGAUAUACCUGAUGGCAGAAGUUUAAAGAACGUAAAUUUAGAGUUAGACCAAUUUCUACCUGUAUCUUCCCGUCCAAAAAAACGUGCCACUUACGUCCCUAGCACUUUGGAACAGCUUCUUGACGAGAAGCUUCAAGAUGUUAUCAGCAAAUUUGAUUUGAUUCCUCUAGAAUCAAUUUUAAAAGACAUUAAAGAUGAUAGUGCCAAGCUUAACAACGAGACUGCUACCAUUUCUGAUCGUCUUAAGCAAAUCGACUCGAAUGUGGCUGAUUUAUUAAGAACAAAUAUGAAGGCGAAUAUCCCAGAAAAUGUAAUCCUGCAACUUCCAGACAUCUAUCUUUUGACUUCGAAUAAAAUACCUCCAUAUUUUUAUAUCCACGCUGUGGCGUUUAAGCUUAGCGAUACUAAAACGGUUGUGGACAUUUGCUUUAACUACAACCAAAGACGAGCCGAAAGGGAUAGAAAUGAAGAAAGUAUGACAAUAAUGCAAAUAAACCUUCCUCCGGGCCUUGAGCUCAUAGGUGAAAAACUCGAAAAUGAAGCAUUACAAAAUAAUACCAAAAUUGAGUAUCACAACUCUAAGAAAACCCUACUAGCUUAUUUCGGAACACUGGAAUCCAACAAUGACUAUUGCAUGAGUAUAACGGCUAGCCUGCUAUUCUUCGACAAUAAUCCCUCAAAAGUCUCAAUUGUUGUCUACGAUUUGUAUCAUAUGACCCGAUAUGGUAUUGGCUUUUGUGAAAUCCGACAAGACGGGCCUACGGAUUCAAAAGAUCAAGAUGACAUAAUAGUCUUUCCGGAUGAUUUACGAUAUAUUAAUGUUGAAAAAAGAGAUUUGAAAGAAGUUACUAAGCCAGAAUCCAGUUUAAACAAUUUUGAUGAGAAAAUUGCAGUAAAACUAAAUACAUACUAUGAACAUAUCAUUGAUAAACUCUCAAAUGUAUCAAGGGAAGUGUCCUCAAUCAAAGACGAAAUCAAGAAACUAAAAAUCUUCAAUGAAAGAGAAGAUGCUGCGGAAACUAGUGAAACUUUUGGAAAACUCACAUUCGACUAUUUAAAAACGCAGGACGAAAUGGACAAACUUAGAAAGGAAGAUGCAGAUCUAUGGCUAGAAAUCAUUACGAAUUCAAAUGAUAUAUCUGACACAUAUCAUGACAUAUCUAAGCUUAAAGAAGUUAACUCUCUUAUAUUGAAAAGAGUUUCAGGGAUAAAUGAUGAAAUCAACCCACUUAGAAAGUCAUACCUAGCAUUGAAAGGCGAAAUUUCAAAACUCAAAGAAAACAUUUCCACCUUACUAUCUGAAGUGGACAAAAUGAGAAAUAAAAACCGGGAAGGGGCAAAGCAAUCCUCUGAUAACUCAAAAGCGAAGCAGGACAUUGAAGUACUUAAGGCAGACAUUCGUCAAUUAAUCGAUGGAAUAGCAUUGCUGAGACAAGACAACCUCAGACUCAACGGAGAUAUAACUAAUCUGAAAAACGAAAAUUCUUUUCUCAGACACCAACUUGCCCAAAUUUCGGAGUAUUUGGAAACACAGACGCCAUCUUAUAGUUCAAAUGGAGUCUACCCAGCAGAUUGGAGCCCAAAUGGGUACUACGGUUAUGUAGCUACACCGAGGUAAGACCUCCAAUUUCCAGCGACCGAAAAUAAAAUUUUAUUGGUGUAAAUUUAUAUUUCUUAUCUCCUUAAAAAUAAAUUAACAACAAAAAUUGA